CGACAAUCUUUUUUGAGCCGCACCCUCUCAUCUCAACACUUUCCCUCUCUCUUUCUCUCGCUUCGGUUUUGCCUGUGUUUUCAUCUCAAUCCCCUGCAGGAUUCCUGCAAGUUCUUCUGCAGCAGAUUCCAAGGUGAAGGUGUCACGUUGAAGUUUCUUUCAUGUUUGAACGGGCUAUUAUCCAUUUGGGAGCAAUUGAGUUGCUUGGAGAGUGUUUUUCGUCUUCCAGAAAAAAGAACAGGCCUUUGCCAAAAAGACUUAGCUGUAUGCAUCGUGCGCCAUACCAGGAACAUCCUGAGCUCUGUAGUUGCUGUUGGAAGCCUACUGUAAUUGCUGAAGGAGAGUCUUUGUGAUUACAGUCAGCAGAAUCAACAUUGCAGCUGAAUAUACUUUGAAUUCCAGCAUUUACUGCCUGUGGCAUCUAGUGUGUUUCUUUGAGACUUUCAGUGUUCGAGUCAUCAUGGCCUUACAGAACAUUGGUGCUGGUAAUAGUGAUGAUGCCUUCUAUAGGUAUAAGAUGCCUAAAAUGAUAACAAAAAUUGAAGGUAGGGGUAAUGGUAUCAAAACAAAUAUUGUCAACAUGGUUGAUAUUGCUAAAGCAUUGGCAAGACCGGCCACUUACACAACAAAAUAUUUUGGCUGUGAACUUGGUGCCCAGUCAAAAUUUGAUGAGAAGACUGGCACGUCUCAUGUUAAUGGGGCACAUGACACUGCAAAGCUUGCUGGCCUUCUUGAGAUCUUCAUUAAGAAAUAUGUCCAGUGUUAUGGUUGUGGAAAUCCUGAAACUGAGAUCUUGAUUACUAAGAAUCAAAUGAUCCAGCUGAAGUGUGCUGCUUGUGGAUUUGUGUCUGAUGUGGAUAUGAGAGACAAGCUGACCACCUUCAUCAUUAAGAACCCUCCUGAAGUAAAGAAAGGAUCCAAAGACAAGAAGGCCAUGAGGAGAGCUGAGAAGGAGAGAAUGAAGGAAGGGGAAGCAGCUGAUGAGGAACUGAAAAAACUGAAGAAAGAGGUUAAGAAGAAAGGCACUUCAUCUUCUAAGGAUGGCACCACAAAAUCUAGCACUUCAAGGAAAAAAGGAAAUGGCUCUGAUGAAGACCGUACAUCUCCUACUCACAGUCAAACUGAUGAGAAGAAUGAGGCUCAUGAAGAAGAUGAGGAGAAUGAUGAUGUACAAUGGCAAACAGAUACAUCACUACAGGCUGCUCGUCAACGCAUUCAAGAGCAGUUAAGUGCUGUGACAGCUGAUAUGGUCAUGCUCUCCACAAAUGAAACGGAGAAGGAGGAGAAAGCAGCCAAGGUAAUUGAUAAUUCUGAGAAUGGUAACUCUAUGCACUCCAGGACAGUGGUUGGGGAAGUCAAAGCAAAUUUGAAGAAAGGUGUUAAAGCAAAAGAAUUGCUGUCUGAACUGGCAGCAGUUUCUGCAUCUGAUCAAGAAAAGAUGAGCGCUCUCUAUGAAGCCCUAUUUGAGGGCAUUGAGAAAGGCUUUGCAAAAGAAGCAAUUAAGAAGAAGAGCUACCUUGCUGCUGCAGUUGCUGAGGAAGAGGCUUCGCAGUUGUUAUUGCUGCGUGCAAUUGAGGAGUUUUCUUGCAAGUCCACCUCCAAUGCAUUAAAGGAGGUUGCCUUGGUGUUGAAGGCACUAUACGAUGCUGAUGUGUUGGAGGAAGAGCACAUAGUGCAGUGGUAUCAAAAGGGGCCGAAGGGCGAUAACAAGAACUCUCAGAUUUGGAAGAAUGUUAGACCUUUCAUUGAGUGGCUUCAGAAUGCGGAAUCAGAAUCAGAGAAGGAAUAAUGUGCCCGAGUUGUUUACUUUUCCUUUCUUUGCUUGUGUCUUUUGUUUCGAAUAAAGGGUCUGGUUGCCCCCUUUGUGUUGUUUGGUUAUGGUUUAAAACUUGGAAUUGUGAUGUGUGCUGUUGUGUCUGGACUAGUGUAAAAUUAUGGUAUGAGAUUUUUCCUCGGUAUCAUUAUGUUAUCUUUU
Molecule: messenger RNA, 1975 nt
Organism: Gastrolobium bilobum
Lineage: Eukaryota; Viridiplantae; Streptophyta; Magnoliopsida; Fabales; Fabaceae
Product: eukaryotic translation initiation factor 5-like
Exons: 2
Coding region: 461-1789 (442 amino acids)
Biological process (GO): formation of cytoplasmic translation initiation complex; formation of translation preinitiation complex; translational initiation
Cellular component (GO): cytosol
Molecular function (GO): translation initiation factor activity; GDP-dissociation inhibitor activity; eukaryotic initiation factor eIF2 binding
Source: RefSeq, a predicted model, not a curated record